Messenger RNA from Colletotrichum graminicola M1.001, 1743 nucleotides. RefSeq names its product major facilitator superfamily transporter. NCBI's taxonomy places the organism in Eukaryota, Fungi, Ascomycota, Sordariomycetes, Glomerellales, Glomerellaceae. Bases 1 to 1743 code for a protein of 580 amino acids. The transcript has a single exon. Gene Ontology annotation, biological process: transmembrane transport. The record is from RefSeq and is a predicted model, not a curated record. Gene Ontology annotation, molecular function: transmembrane transporter activity.
AUGGACAAUCUAUCACCAAAAUCCUCCCACACUCUCCCACCGGGCUCCCCCUCCCACCCGGACAGCGCGCCGACAGGACGACGGUAUGCCCCCAUCACAACAACCGUCACACGCCCCGUCGCGACCAAGGAGCAGAUGGACCCGGAGCUCGACGUCAACCUCCCCUACCGCACCCUCUCGGCCAAUGCCAAUCUCGACGAGUACCGCGUCGAGACCAGCGCCGGCGAGAUCCCCGUCACGGGCCCCUCGGCCGCUGCCGGCGGCAACUACAAGCUCGUCACCUUCGUCCCCAAUGACCCCGACAACCCCAAGAACUGGUCCAAGGCCUACAAGUGGUACUGCACCAUGGUCGUCGCCAUGACCUGCUUCGUUGUCGCCUUCUGCUCAUCCGUCAUCACCGCCGACAUCGCCGGCGUCGCUGAAGAGUUCCACAUCUCCGAGGAGGCCGCCCUUCUCUCCAUAACCGUCUUCGUCAUCGGCUUCGGCGUCGGGCCCAUGGCCUUCGCGCCCCUCUCCGAAAUCUUCGGUCGCCAGAUCAUCUACGCCUCCACCCUGCUGGUCGCCGUCGUCUUCAUCAUCCCUUGCGCCCUCGCCAAGAACCUCGCCACCCUCCUCGUCUGCCGCGCCAUCGAUGGCAUCGCCUUCUCCGCCCCCAUGACCCUCGUCGGCGGCACCCUCGCUGACCUCUGGCGCAACGAGGAGCGCGGCGUCCCCAUGGCCGCCUUCUCCGCCGCUCCCUUCAUCGGUCCCGCCAUCGGCCCCCUCGUCGGCGGCUUCCUCUCCGAUGCCACAAAUUGGAGGUGGCUUUACUGGAUUCAGUUGAUUCUUUCCUUCGUCGUCUGGGUCCUCAUCUCCUUCACCGUCCGCGAGACCUACGCGCCCACCAUCCUCGCCCGCCGAGCCAAGAAGAUGCGCAAGGAGACCGGCGACCCGUCCCACGUCACCGAGCAGGACAUCGACAUGCGACCCCUCAGCGAGCGCCUCGGAAUCUUCCUCAUCCGCCCCUUCCAGCUUCUCUUCCGCGAGCUCAUCGUCUUCCUCAUCUCCAUCUACAUGUCCGUCCUGUACGGCUUGCUAUACAUGUUCUUCGUCGCCUUCCCCAUCAUCUACCAGAAGCGCAAGGGCUACUCGGCCUCCACGACCGGUCUCAUGUUUAUUCCCCUCGCCGUCGGCGUUCUCUGCUCGGCCGCCUGCUCUCCCUGGGUGAACAAGCACUACCUCAAGUUGGUCGCAAAGCACAACGGCCACCCGCCCGCUGAGACCCGCCUUAUCCCCAUGAUGGUGAGCUGCUGGUGCAUCCCCAUCGGCCUGUUCAUCUUCGCCUGGACCUCCCUUCCGCACCUGCACUGGGCAGGUCCCGCCCUCGGCGGUUUCCCUGUAGGCUUCGGCUUCAUCUUCCUUUACAACUCGGCCAACAACUAUCUCGUCGACUCCUACCAGCACCAGGCCGCAUCCGCACUCGCGGCCAAGACUUGUAUCCGUUCCUUCUGGGGCGCCGCCGUCGUCCUCUUCACCGAGCAGAUGUACGACCGCCUCGGCGAUCAGUGGGCAUCAACCCUCCUUGCCUUCAUCGGCCUGGCGUGUUGCGCUAUCCCCUUCCUCUUCUGGGUCUACGGAGCCCGGAUCCGUGCUAGAAGCAAGUACGCCUACUCCUCCGACGACGAGGAGACUUCUGGGUCGGAUGUCGAGAAGGCCAAGCCUCAGAACGUUCUGUCGCCCACUCGUACCUUUGAGCCCGCGUAA